GGGAUGAGCGUGAUCUGUCACUUGUUGUCGAGUUUCUGCGAACGUCGCAAGAAAGGACUCUGAGAUUGUGUUUUUCUGCGUCUUAUCACGGAUUUCACGGGCAAUUUAUGCUGUUCCAAUGGAUGUGGUGUACUUGCCGCAUCUUCUGGUGGGAGGAAAGAUCAUCAAACUGGUGCCGGACUUCAAUCAAGUGGGAUCAAGGAAAGCGGAUCUUUUGCACAAUCCCAUCGUCCUGGAGAGCGAUGCUGUGGACGGAAAGCAUGCAAUCUUAUCUUUCGACAUCCUAAAAGGAACAACACAGAUACUCGAUCUCGUGAGCAAGGCUGGAACGUUCGUGGAUGGAGAGAAGAUCGCGCCGAUCGAGUGGAAGCUUCUGAAGCACGGAGAAAAGGUGGUCUUUGGCGAUGUCGAGACGACAUUUUGCACAAAAGACACGCAGAGUGAGCGGCAGAUCAUGGACAACACUCCGUCGAAUAGCAAUGACUCCGCUGAGAACUUCAAAGUGAUCCCAGUCAGUCUUCCAGUGAAGACUGAGAGAAUCUUGGUUCCGGACACGCAGCACGAGAGCCAGUGUGAUGAAUCUUUCGAGCACGUCGAACUGCCGGAGACACAAAUGCCAGAACUGUACAAAUCCAAGGAGGAGUUUGAUGGCAUUUUCGUGCCAGAAACUCAACCGGCAGCGGAAAAUGAAGAGAGUUUGUUGGACAUUUCACUGCCCGAAACUGAAAUAUCCACACCCGUUUCUCGGAUGUCUUUUGAGGACAGUUCAAAAAUGGAUGAUACUUGUGUUGACGUCUGGAACGUAGCGACGCAGAUCCUUGACCGACAGAUGGAGAAGGACUCGAUUUUGUCAGACAAUUUGCUAGAGAAUUGCGUCAAAAGCGACUUCUGCGAAUUGUCGACGCAAGUUUUUGAUCGCAGCAAGCUCGCGCCUGCUAAUUUGACUAAAGACAGUGGGCUGAACUCUCCUGCCAGUUCAUCACUGAACGGUGUUAAGGAUGAGUCUUCCGACAUACUCACACAGACCUGCAAUACCACUAAAAAUGCUGAGGAACGGACGGUUUUGAAGGCCGGCGACAAAAGACCACAUUCUGCUGUGACUGAAAUUAAGGAUGAGGAUGAAACGGAUUGCGAGGACGAACUGGCUGGUUUUACAAGUCCAGAGAAUCCUCAAAUGCAGCCUCAAGUGAAGUUGAUUCGAUUGGCGCAUGAAAAUGUCUGCGAAGCAGCAACGCAGAAAUUUCAGCUGAACUCAAUCCGAUCAAAUAUCUCACAGACUUCCAGGACGAUCUCAAAAGAGCCUUUGGAGGCGGCGCAAUCGUUCGGGAGUCAGGAGGGGAACAACAGUGUUCUCGCACAGUUCAGAUUCACCAACGACUUGUCCAGCACUUUCUCUGAUGAUCUCUUAACGCCGCCGUGUCUCAUUGCACUGCCCACGCGACAGGGAAAGAACAGACCGGAAACCAAGGAUUCCGGCAAGAGAACUUCCAAGAAAUGGAUCUUUCCUGAGAGUUCUGACGAUGAAGACGAUUACACGGCGUUUAGUCCCACGCAAGGCAUGAAAACGCCAGAGAAGCCACGCGAACUCUCAACCAAAGCGAAGCUGAGGUUGAAGGCUAUCGCUAUCUUAGAUUCUCCCAACACUGCUAUGGAUUCUGAAGCUGCCACAGAUGGCGAACCGGAGAAGCCCAUCAGGAAGCAUAAUUCGAAGAAGAAUUCAUUCCUGGGCAGCCAAAUGCUCUAUCGGGACCAGCUGCCGGCAAUUGAGAAUAUUAGUGAGUUGAUUACCCUGCCGGAGACGUUUUCCUACCCUCAGCCACGUGAUGACGAUGCUAUUUUCCUCAGAGAACUCGCUGAGAGUGCUUGGGACAGGUUUUCUUGACUCAAAGCUGCCCAAAACAUCUCACAUGUCUCCUGUUCAGCUUCGACGUUCCAGGCGGGCAGUGAAGAGAAUGCAAUAUCAGGAUUUCGAGACAUAAGACAGGCAAAA
Phlebotomus argentipes is the source of this 1990-nucleotide messenger RNA. RefSeq lists its product as uncharacterized. The record is from RefSeq and is a predicted model, not a curated record. NCBI's taxonomy places the organism in Eukaryota, Metazoa, Arthropoda, Insecta, Diptera, Psychodidae. The coding region runs from base 119 to 1882 and encodes 587 amino acids. Gene Ontology annotation, molecular function: protein binding. The transcript has 4 exons.